Molecule: messenger RNA, 1281 nt
Organism: Ceutorhynchus assimilis (cabbage seed weevil)
Lineage: Eukaryota; Metazoa; Arthropoda; Insecta; Coleoptera; Curculionidae
Source: the annotation of a GenBank genome assembly
CAGUAAAAUAAGAAUUUUUUGUUGAAAUCCAUAGGUGCCUGUGUUAUUGAUUGAAAAUAUGACUUCAAUAAUAGGGUAUAUUGAAAACUUUAUUGCAAGUAGAGAAGACCAAAGAGUAUCUGGUUGGCUAUUUGUAUCUAGUUUUUGGCCUACAAUUAAUAUAAUUCUAAUUUAUUUGACUUCGAUAUACAUUGUUCUACCUAUUUUUAUGAAAAAUCGGGAGCCUUACAAACUGAAUACGAUUUUAAAAUUUUAUAAUAUUUUUCAAAUAAUCACAUGUGCAUUCAUAGUUUAUUGGUGUUUGACAUCUGGAUGGAUCCAGGGAGACUUCACCAUCGGUUGCCAAGCUGUAGACUAUUCCAGUAGUCCACGCGCUUUAUCUCUGCUACAAGGAUUUCAGUGGGCCUAUUUUCUGAAAAUAACAGAAUUAUUGGAAACAGUAUUUUUUGUUCUUAGAAAAAAAAAUAAGCAAGUAACAAAGUUACAUGUGUAUCAUCACAGUUCUACCUUAAUCAUGAAUUAUUUCAUAUGCAGAUUUGUUGGAGGUGGAAUGGCAUCGGUUACAGUAAUAAUAAAUUCUUUGGUUCAUAUAUUAAUGUACACAUACUAUUAUUUAGCUUCUUUGGGACCAGCUUGGCAAAAGCCUCUAGAAAAGUGGAAACCAAGAUUAACUAUAGUGCAAAUGAUCCAAUUCACACUGCUACUCCUGCACAGUUUAACGUUGCUACAGAAUUGUGGUGGACCAAGAUCGUUUUUGCUAGUUUAUAUACCGAAUAUGAUUUUUAUAUACAAAAUGUUUUAUGAUUUCUAUAAAAAAAAUUAUACAUGUUCGAAGCUAAGUGUAGCGUUAUCACAAAUCCUAAGUUAAGGAAAUGCUAUAAAUCCAGCAAUUCUACUGUUGAUUACCGAAACACGAUAAAAUAAGUAGCCUACAUACGUGCAGUCAUUUCGAAGGCUUUCGUGUUUCAAUCGGAAAAUGUCACCGUUCCGGGGAAAAAUUGAACACGAAACCGAUUGUAUUCCAAUUGGGAACUAAACUUUAUCUGAAAAAUUGGUUUCGAGUGCCGGAGCAUGCUGAAUAUGUCGCGCCCGAGAUCCCGUGGGAUAAAUUUUACCGGAUGUACCGUGAUUUAUAUUUUCACCGCAUAUAGUGCUUUAGUUGAAAUAAAAAUAGAUUUUUGGCAGUUAUUCAAAAGAUUAACACUUUAGUUAAAUAUGCCAAGAGAGAAUUCGUUUUAUUUAUUCUAUUUCCAAUAAAAAUUCCAUAAGAGUAUCCCUGAA